AUGGCCGACUCCGAUGAUCGUGUCGGCUUCCGCUUCCGCCCCACAGACCAAGAACUCAUCACUCUCUUUCUCUACAAGAUGGUUGUAGAGAAAAAGGCUCUAAUGGCAACGUAUGACACCAUUAUCCGGAAGUUCAACAUUUUCGGCACCGAGUUCGAACCCUCCGAGAUUUGGAACGGCUUUGGAGGAGAGCAACUCCAUCCCCAUGAUCAAGAAUUGUAUUUCUUCUCCGAACUCAACACGUUAUCCUCCAAAGCGGGUUCCCGAAAAAUCAACCGCAAGGUUGGGCUCGGAGGAGGGACUUGGAGUGGCGAACGUUGUGAUGCUGUUUAUGAUGAAGAGGGGAAUGAAAUCGGACAUAAACGAAAAUUCCGCUACGAGAAUGAAGGGUCCGAGGAACACAGUGGGUGGUUUUUAGAGGAAUAUAGUCUUUCUGGUGAGGGUUGCGCUUUCGAUUAUGUGAUUUGUCGGCUGAGAAAGAAUGAGAGUAAUUACUUCCCUGAUGAUAAUACCAUGAUGAUCAAUGAUAUUAUUACUCUUGAUGAUAUUAACACUCUUGAUGAUACUAAGAUGAUUUUCAGUGAGAUGGAAUGGCCACUGCCAGAUCUGCCACAGAUUGCUGAUCAAAACCAUGUGCCCUUGCCAGCUUCUUCGGUCGGUGCCGACUCUGUUGAUGGCGUAAUAGAAGCUUGUGAGCCAAGUAAUUUGGUGAAUGAUAAUCAGAUGGGCAACAAUAAUUCUGAUGAACAUCAGGAUCAGUUGCUAAACAACACUGAUUACUGUCCUCAUGACACUCUGAUAUUCUUGGGUGAUAGUGAUGAAGAAGGAUACUUGAUCAAUUCUCCGACCAUUGACGACGACAUGGACGAAUUAUUUCCAGACCUAGCCGGGGAAUGGCCAUUGCCACAAAUGCCACAGAUUGCUGCUACAGAUGAAAGCCAAGUGCCAUUUCCAACUUCUGAGGUCGGUGCUGAAUCAACUAAUGGAGAAGAAAUGGAAGCUUAUUGUAAUCCAAGUCAUUUCCAGAAUAUGGGGAAUUACCAACCUCUGGAAGAAGACAUCAACUGCUUCUCCAACUAUUCGUUUGUGGAUGAGUUAAUGGGCCAUUGA
Prunus mume (Japanese apricot) is the source of this 1110-nucleotide messenger RNA. The record is from RefSeq and is a predicted model, not a curated record. NCBI's taxonomy places the organism in Eukaryota, Viridiplantae, Streptophyta, Magnoliopsida, Rosales, Rosaceae.